GUCAGUUUGGUUUUCAACAUUUAUUUCUGUAGUUCAACCAGCAAAAGUAACAUGUCGUGUCUGCAGCUCGCAUCAACGAACAACAAUAUCCAUAGCAAGGACCACUCUUCCACUUCCAGAACGAACAGCGUGAGAAUCUUCAACAGUCCACGAAUCAAGAAAAAGGGCGGCAUCAACGAUUACCUUUACCACCCCUUCUACAAUUGUGACUGCUCCCCGUUUUCGACCAUCUUCAAUAACAACGACGUCAGACUGCAGAGCGGUGAUUCGUCUUCAUCAUCCACUCAGUCCUCGGAUUUUCCAUCUACUGCAUCGUUGUGUUCUUGCCCACUACCAGUUAAUAGAGGUGAUCACAAACACAAACACAAGCUGUUGUAUCGACGGUGUCCUCCACUUCUUUUCGAUUUGAUAACAAGGAAAAAAACAGUUCCCGAUUUACAGCUGAGCAUCUGCUCUGGAUUGCAACGAGAACGCAUCUAUUUGGUGAGUACGACCGAUACUGAUGAAGCUGUAGAAUGGGUGGAGGCAUCGGAAAGGCAAAAACUCGUCCGGUCCCAGUUCAAUACGACUCAUUCGAGGACUACCUGCAAAAGAAGCCCUCAACGACCCAUGGACCCACCGCUACACUUGCUGGGGCAUUGGAGCUCGAGAAAAAUGGAGGUAACAAGAAGCGCCGCUCUUCAACGUCAUCGGGCGGCAGUGGAGGUUCGAAGGCAAAGCCACCGGCCAUGUCGUCCAGCGAGGACGAGCCGCCGUCGUUGUCAUCAUCAGGCGCAGAGACUGGGGGGAACAUCCAGAGCUAAGGUCAACGCUUGCUCAUAAUCAAGAUCUGCAAUCCUCUUGCAGAUAGAUACGGAUUCCGUACAAAGUAUAAUAGAUAUGCAAGAGGAGUGAAGAACUUCAACAACUUACAUCAAGACAACUGAUCAUAUAGGUAUAUUUAUAAGAAUAUGAAUUUUCUUGCACCUACUUACCAUGUCCAUGGCAAAUAAGAUUAUGAUCAUCCUAAUACGCCACCUCUAAGACAAACGGAGCAAGCACGGGCGUGGUGGAGUCAAUAUGCCAGAGCAGACUGGGAAUUGGACUGAGAAGAAACACCGGUCCAAGGAAAGGAUGCAGAAGGAGAAAGCAAAGUAUCGCGAGAUAGAGACUUUCAUCAUGAUCAUAAUUAAUAUGAUUUGUUGAGUUUCAAUUUCUGUUCAUGCUAUUGUUAGGAAGGUCUAAGUUGUAGACCGAGUAGAGCACGAGUGGCACUCAACAUAUGUAGUUCCACAACUACAGAUAGAGCCGCUCCUAUUCUUGUAAGUAUAGUAGAAUGAUUUAUAGAACGAAUGUAGGAUGGACUUGGAUGGAUCGGAUGGACCCCCCUAAGUCUUCCGGUCCUCCUUGAGUUGAAACGGUGGGAAGUCCAUCCGUUCCGUCUCGUCCUGGAACUGACACCCCUAGAAAUUAUUCUAUUGUAAUGCGUCUAAGUCUAUAUUAACUCUAUAUUAUUUAUUUGCUAAGAGGUUACAGUAACACCAGUUAAGGUGACGAUUAUAGCAUGCAUCUAUCUUCUCCUUCUCCUGGACCAGGCUUCUUCAAAACGUGGACAGUAUCCAUAGCGCGACGACUGCUGGCGAGACAGACCCAGCGACACUCCUCUUCGAGUGGCAGCACGGCAAUGAAUGGAAGCCAUACGAGUCCAAGUAUCAGGAAGUGAUGAGGAAUGCCUUCACUGCAAACUAUCCGACGAUCAAAUUUUUCAUCGGAAGUAACGACUACGAGGUAAACUUUAAGCAGAUGACGCAAAAGAAUCUGAAGUCGGGCAACAUGAAGAAGAUUCGGUGCUCCUCAGAGGCUAAAACCAAGCCAGGCGCUAAUGGUCGAAUGCAAGAGUCUAAAUUUCAAUGGCUGGAUGCAAGCAGGUGGAAGGACUUCGAGUAUUAUUUUUCCUGACUUUUAGAACUAAUAUCACAUCAAUGCGAUUGUAGAUUUUUUACUUUCUUUUUGCUUGUUUGAUUCUCUAUUUCAACUCAGCAUCCUCUUGCUUCGACGUGGUAUCAAAUCAACACCAACUCAAAUUCUUACCUAAAACUUUUGUACUCUCACCUCCAGCUGGGCUGCUGAUCGAGUGCUUUGGACCGACUAUAAGCGUGGAAUGGCGACAACGCGAAUUACGAUUAUGGGUCACAACUACGAUGUUGACUUCAUGGAGUGGACGCAGACCAAUGUGCGAACGAAGAAGUCCCGACCUAUACGAAUAAAGAACAUCGUAGAUCAAGGAAUGACGCCUGAUGCUGACUUCGCGCGACAGCACUUUCAGACAGAGACGGGCGACGACGCAGCAGCAGGCACGCCGGGUGCAGCGAACAAAAGAGCGGGUAAAAACGAGGCACAAAAUGAUCAUCUUGGCGGAGCGCAUCAACAACACAAGACGCACAAAACCCCUAGUCCCGAUAAGUCGCCACGAGAUGGAGAGUCGCCCUUGCGCAGCGAAAGGCCAAGCACAUACCGCGGUGGAGAUCAACAUCAUAGUGGAGGGGGUCCAGCGAAUGAAUUUGUCUUUCAGUUUUACCAUGAAGACCCCGCGCAACCUCUUCGAGGCAAGUGGCUCAACUACCCGAAAGGUGAACAGAAACUGUUGGCUGACGGCUGGGCUCAGCAUCUGGAUGCAGUUUCACUUGGGGACGGCGUUCUUGUGGAUUUCAAGGAGAUGAAAGAAAACGGCAAGACAGCAGUGCGUAGGGUUAACCCAAAUAAGGUAAGGCCACACGGCGGAGGAGGGACACAGAAUCGACCGCCGAUGGACAACCCGCAUAACAAAAGAGACGUACUACUUAGGCUUGUUUUAUUUGCUGACUCAGGGCAACUAUUUGUCUUUGUUCUGGUUUCAAUGAUGUCAUUGAUGCAUGGUAAUACGCUGCUCUACGCUGGCUCUACGAGAUUAAGACUGCCACGGCCAGUCGUAGAUGCGGCCACUUUAUUAUGAUUAUCAACAUUCAGAAGUUAUUUUCAUGACCACGACAUUCACAUAAUAUAUCUUCAUUCUCCAUUGAUGAAUGCACUACAUAAAAUAUUCUACAUUUUCACAGUGCUUCGAGUGGUACGACCCACAGCGUGAUGAGUGGCAUGUGUACAGCGCGGCAGAGGACAAGAAGCUCAAGCACGCGUGGUUGAAUCGCGAGCCCACAGUCCGGUUUCACUCGUUGCACGAGGAAGAGGAGGUCGAGGUAAAUUUCGAGUAUUUGCGCCAGAAGACGUUGUCUACGGGAGAAAUUCGCAGUAUCCGGCAUCCAGUGAAGUUUGGAGCGUUUCGGCGUAAAAGCAAGCAUCACACUGAUGGUUACGACAAUGCAGACUUCUUCAACGACAUGCAACGAGAGCGGGAGGAAGAGAAGGAGCGCGAACGGGAGGCGCAGUUCCGCAACACGCCAAAAGAUGACUCGGGCAUCUGGGGUCGUCGCUUCGGUGGACGUGCGCGCACAAACCAAAAAGAAAAACAGCACUUCGGAGCGGGGGGUGGGAUUCCUGAUCCAUGGACUACAGGGCCAGACCAAGAGACUGCGGAAGAACGACAACGACGGCGUGCGCAAGACUACCAGCGAAAAUACAAAUAUGGCCUUCUACUAGUAGUAGUUGUAAUUGUAUUUAUCGUGGAUGUCGUCCUUAAUCUUGCUCAAUCCCUCUUGUUUUCUUUGGUGUCGUAGGAACAUUUCGUCAAUAUUUUCUAAUCCAUCGAGUUCCGAAAUUUCACGAACAACUUUAAAGUACCCCCUGGAGCGGACGGGGGAGGCGCGAGAGGCGGCGCAGCCGGUCCUGGUCCCAACGUCCCAAAAGCUGGUCCUUCAGCCGGCGCUUACAACACCGGUCGCGGAUCAGAUCCCUUCACUCGUGCCGGUUUCGGAGGCAAUACUUCGGACUCCGGUUCCGACGUCGGCGGUGAUCCACAAGGCCCUGGCCAGCGUCGUCCCCAGAAGCCGACGCCGCUACCGCAAGGACCGAAGCUGGAUGCUUCUGUCAAUGCGGUCACGCGAGAGCUGUACCAAGACAUGGAGGCGCAUUUGGGAGAUGCGAUUCAAGACCGCAAACAGUGCAUCAAAAAAUGGCAGCUGGCCUAUCAUCCCGACAAGAACCCGGAGAAAGUGGACAAGUACAAACAGGUCUUCCAGUUCCUGAUGGAGCAUAAAGAGUGGUUUUUACUCGGCCGCAGUCCAAAUAACUCCCCAAAACGAGGCAAAUAGCUUCGACGUAGUACUAUGUGCACUCGUCUCCUUGUUGCUGUUGCUCGUCGUCGAUGAAUUCCGAUGAAGAUGGAUCAACUUUCAAGUCCAUUGAACGUUUGGCAAAUAUAAACACUCUUUCCCAUUAUAAUUCCCGUGAUUGUGAUGCACGAGACAGCACAUUUUCUAUUUUUUACUCUUGCAACCACAACCUAUACAUGAGCUUGUGACUUAGAAGGUGAGCAGUUACCUUUUGU
Messenger RNA from Amoebophrya sp. A25, 4459 nucleotides. The record is from the annotation of a GenBank genome assembly. Lineage: Eukaryota; Dinophyceae; Syndiniales; Amoebophryaceae.